AUGACUUUUCCUGUGCCCCCCGGGGCUACACUUUCACCCGCUGGAGCUGCACUUGCAGGUGGUGUUGUUGCAGUUACAACUUCACUAACAACACUCUUGAAUAACCAGCGCCGCGGGCAGGAGGCCCAAGGUGAAAGGCCGCCAACGAAAUCUAACAAUGAGUCGGAACCAACCUCACCUUGCACAACCCCGGGCGAGUCUUCCUACGACAAAAAACUUGGGGGUGAACCCCCGAGCGGGUUCAUACCCAGGGCAGUGCCAGAAUUCUCUGGUUUGCGUCCGCAAGCAGCGAGGGACCCUCCAGUCCGUGUCAGCCAUGGAGGGGGGAGUGGUUUCCGCAUACACGUUCCUUUCCCAUUCAGCGUACCCAUAGCGGCGGGGCACCUGCUGCACAGCAUUUUCAGCUCCUCUGAUGAUGAAUCAAGUGCUGCGUACGUGUCCGAGAGAGAAAAAACCUCCGCUCCUGCUGCGUCUUCGGCUCGCACCAGCGAUUCAGCGUAUACGGCCAUGCCGCCUCCUGAUGAUGGACAGGAUGGUGACACCGAUGAUGGACAGGAUGGUGACACCGAUGAUGGACAGGAUAGUGACACCGAUACUGGAAAGCUUCUCAAAGCUUCAGACCUUAAAAGUAUCUGGGAGAACUUGAAGAUGAAGGGGGCCGCAGAUUUUGGGACGGGAAGUAGUCGGACGAUUUGGAAGAAUAGGGACUUUCGUGUCGAUGCUGGAUUUCUCAAGGACGGCGUGCGCCAUUGGGAGUUCCAGGUCAAUGGCAGUCCCGUGUCGAGGGUCGGUAAGCGACUGCUGGGGAGGUACGGGACUCAUGAAAAACUGUUCAAGGGCGCAUUCGAUACAAAGAACGUGCCUGAGUUUGAAGAAUGGAAGAGAGCGGUUUUGGACACCUUGAGUAGACUCUAG
Hyaloscypha bicolor E is the source of this 915-nucleotide messenger RNA. RefSeq lists its product as uncharacterized. The record is from RefSeq and is a predicted model, not a curated record. The transcript is spliced from 2 exons. Bases 1 to 915 code for a protein of 304 amino acids. Lineage: Eukaryota; Fungi; Ascomycota; Leotiomycetes; Helotiales; Hyaloscyphaceae.